AUGACACGUUCAUACUGCUGGUUCGCAUUGGUUUCGACGCUGCUUUUGCUGCUGCAACACACGCUUGGCGAACUGCAACGCAGCUCGACAGCGAAACCGAUCGCUAAAGCACGGGGUGGAUCUUCAGCGCAAGCGGACGACCGUACGGAGCGCAUACGGGCCCAAUUGGCCGGUGGGUUCAUCGACGAUGCAAUGGUGCAUAAAAACGGUGCAUCGCAACGGCACGCUUACCACAACGCCGGUCAUCAGCGGCCGAAUGUUGCCGGAAGUGAACGGAAGAUGAGUGCCGUUCAUGGUACAAGCGGACCGAUUCACACUUACAUAAAGACGGACAAAAAUGCCAACUUUAAGUGGGGUGUGCGGCACUUUGUGGGGGCAAAGUACGCUCACUGA
Messenger RNA from Anopheles marshallii, 393 nucleotides. RefSeq lists its product as uncharacterized. The record is from RefSeq and is a predicted model, not a curated record. Lineage: Eukaryota; Metazoa; Arthropoda; Insecta; Diptera; Culicidae. The transcript has 2 exons. Bases 1 to 393 code for a protein of 130 amino acids.